This is a messenger RNA of Octopus sinensis (East Asian common octopus), 450 nucleotides long. Its product is annotated as protein tilB homolog. The coding region runs from base 1 to 450 and encodes 149 amino acids. The record is from RefSeq and is a predicted model, not a curated record. NCBI's taxonomy places the organism in Eukaryota, Metazoa, Mollusca, Cephalopoda, Octopoda, Octopodidae. The transcript is spliced from 5 exons.
AUGGGUCUCGAUCUAGGAGGUGGAAAGAGAGUUGAUGAACCGUUUUCCCUUUCACAUCUGGAAGAUCCUUGGUCUGGGAUGAAACUUGUGUUGAUACAUUUAGAACAUAAAAUAAAGGAAAAACGACCCCGCUCAUAUUUUAUGCCUGACGGUCGACCUAUGAACAUAAACGAAUCCAAAAUUGACUUUAAACUGACAGAUGAUGACAACUGUUUUAUCCUUGAUAUGAAAUUAUACAAGUAUCUGGAUAGUUCAUUAAUUAAUGUGGACAUCCAGCCAAAAUAUGUCCGUGUUUUAAUUAAAGGAAAGGUAUUUCAGCUUUCUUUGGGAAUGGAAAUUUCUCAAACUCGAUCAACAUGUCAGCGUUCAAAAACAUCCGGGUAUCUUAGUAUAACUAUGCCCAAAGUAAUUUUCAAUUCUGAAUAUUUCGUAAGUGCGAAAAUAUCAUAA